Pararge aegeria (speckled wood butterfly) is the source of this 1799-nucleotide messenger RNA. RefSeq names its product phosphorylase b kinase gamma catalytic chain, liver/testis isoform (gene PhKgamma). Gene Ontology annotation, cellular component: phosphorylase kinase complex. The record is from RefSeq and is a predicted model, not a curated record. Lineage: Eukaryota; Metazoa; Arthropoda; Insecta; Lepidoptera; Nymphalidae. The transcript is spliced from 12 exons. Bases 259 to 1518 code for a protein of 419 amino acids. Gene Ontology annotation, biological process: protein phosphorylation; glycogen biosynthetic process. Gene Ontology annotation, molecular function: phosphorylase kinase activity; calmodulin binding; ATP binding.
UCUUUGGUGUCAACCUAUUUGACCCCAAUUCGUAUUUCUUUUGUAAAACUUAAAAAUAAAGUAUAAAAAUAGAAGUGAAAAUUUUGUAAUUUGGUUAUCUAGUUCUGAACACUAAGUUGAUUGUAGUGAAUUGUUUCAUUUCAUUUUAGGAGAAUUAAGUCUGACAGAUGUGUAAAACGAAUAACCUUUCGUCAUUGUGAAUAAUCUAUUGUUACUUCAGUAAGGAUUAGAAAUAUAAUAAACACCGACAAAAUAAGUAUGGCAAAGGAAGAGGAAGAUGAUAAUUUGCCUGACAAAGAUGCAGCUAAGGAAUUCUACGCAAAGUAUGAACCAAAAGAAAUAAUCGGACGUGGUAUUAGUUCUACAGUCAGACGAUGUGUAGAAAAAGAAACGGGAAAAGAAUAUGCUGCAAAGAUUAUUGAUCUCAGCCAGGAGUCCCAAGAUGGAGUGGACACUCACACAAUGCGGGAGGCAACUAAACAAGAAAUUAAUAUACUUAGAAUGGUGGCUGGUCAUCCAUAUAUUAUCGAACUACAAGAUGUUUUUGAAUCUGAGACAUUCAUAUUCUUGGUGUUUGAGUUGUGCAAAAAUGGUGAACUGUUUGACUACUUGACAUCAGUUGUGACACUCUCAGAAAAAAAGACAAGAUAUAUUAUGAGGCAAGUUUUAGAGGGCAUUCGGUACAUACACCGUAAGAGCAUAGUACAUCGUGAUUUGAAACCUGAAAAUAUUUUGCUUGACGAUCAACUGAAUGUGAAGAUCACGGACUUCGGUUUCGCCAAGGUGCUCAAAGAUGGGGAGAAGUUAUUUGAGUUGUGUGGUACUCCUGGGUAUUUAGCGCCCGAAACGUUGAAAGCUAAUAUGUUUGAAGAUGCUCCCGGCUACGGCAAGGAAGUCGAUAUAUGGGCAUGUGGAGUUAUCAUGUUCACCUUGCUAGUGGGUUGCCCGCCGUUCUGGCACCGAAAACAGAUGGUAAUGUUGCGCAACAUAAUGGAGGGAAAAUACUCUUUCACCAGCCCCGAGUGGGUCGACAUAUCAGAAGAUCCUAAGAACUUGAUCAGACGGUUUCUUGUCGUCGAUCCGAGUGAAAGGAUCGAAAUCGAUGAUGCAUUGCUACACCCGUUCUUUAAUACAGUGCUAUGGGACCAGGACAUGACACCGCUGAAGAAGUCUUACUCCGGCGCCAGCCGCAAAAUGUCCAGGAUCGACGAGUUGGCCAUGGCGAUUAAGGCAAGCGGUUUCAAUGCCCGCGCAAAGUUGAGGUUGGCUAUGGUGACCGUUCGAGCGGCAGUACGCUUGCGACGUCUGCCUCACACCUCGGCGCGCGCAGUGCCACUGUGCGACGCACUGAGGGAUCCAUACACUAUGCGAGCUCUGCGCAAGGUGAUCGACGGUUGUGCGUUCCGCGUGUACGGUCAUUGGGUCAAGAAGGGCGAGGGACAAAAUCGCGCAGCUCUCUUCGAAAACAUGCCUAAGACGGAGCUGAAGAGCCUCUAUGUUAGCAACCUGAGCCGAUAGCUAGCGCCUGCGCUAUUGGCAAUCUGUUGCCGCUUCUGUGCUCCUGGUCACUCGGUUGGUCUGGGUAGCAGCAUCGUGAUGACAUGGACUAAGAUAUAAGAUACAAGGUCCGAGCAAGCGUGUGUGAUGUAGGUUAGUCUUAGCCUUGGCCAAUUGUAUAGUAUCCAUAUUACAGUUAGAUAAAGGACAUCAAUCUAAAUUUGAUUUGUCGGCCUGCGAUUAAAACCCGUUAUUAAUUUUUGUUUUACUACUUCAUGUUAUGAUAUUCAAAUGGAAGGUUC